AUGCGCCCACAGAAACGAGUCAAGGGCGGUACCGAAUCGACGAAAAACCAUGUCUUCAAAGGCUUCACCCAGCGCAUUGCGCAGCUCAAGAUCGAACCCGUCCGCCGCGGUCGCAGCACCAUUCUCGACGAUUCCGAGCUCGAAUCGACCUUUUCGUACUUUCGCGACUCAUUCAUGGAAUGGAGAGAACUCAACAUGUCCGAAGCCUUCACUACCUUUGCCCGCAAAGUUGCGCCACUCUGUGAUAGCCUCCCCCAGGUGCUCCACCACAGCGAUCGCAUAUUCGAAUUGUUGGUGGAAUACAUAGAGAAGGGCGAGAAAUUCAGUCAGGAACCUCUGCUAAGCCUUAUGGCGCAUCUUGCACACGACCUGGGCGAGAGGUUCGAGAAGCAUUUUGAGAAAGCAGUCAAGACGGUGUCACAUCUGGCAGCGACACAUGCCGAUGUUGAGGUCAUUGAGUGGGCUUUUGGCUGCUUGGCAUGGUUGUUCAAGUACCUUUCGAGGCUGUUAGUACCCAACCUACGGCCCGUUUUCGAUCUCAUGUCGCCUUUACUGGGUAAAGAGCGCCAGAAAGCUUUUGUAUCUCGAUUUGCGGCCGAGUCGCUCAGCUUCCUGGUCCGUAAAGCAGGUGCUGGCUACCACAGAGACAAGACGCCACUCAGGUCAAUAAUCAAGCAUAUAUCAGAUCAGCUGAAGGACCAGCAAGAGUCUGCGAAAGACUACGCCUUCCAACAGGGUCUGAUGUAUCUCUUGACUGAUUCGCUAAAGGGCGUGGGGCGUGGGUUUCACUCGAGCGCUACAGCAAUCCUACAAGAGCUCUUGUUAGAGACAACAAACGAGGAGCAUCUACAGUUCCGGAUCCCGCCUCUCGAGCCAGUCCUUGUUGGAGUUCUCACGGCCGCUAUACACCACACGGAUGCAGAGAAUUUCGAACCCCUUUUGGAGGUAUUUCUUGCCGAGAUAGAGAAGGUGUCAUCCGAUAUGCGCUAUGCAGGCUUAUCAUCUCGCCUGCUAUUAGUUGUUUGCGGUGUGCGUCAGGGUGACCGUAUAGACGACUGGAGGCCCGUCCUGAAUACCAUCAGUCAUUUAGUUGGCUCCACGAAGACUACAACCAAUCUCGAUCCUGUUGAUGCGUGGGAGUUGCUCUCCGUCACAUCCGUUGUCUUCCAGUAUUGCACACUGGAUGCAGCAAUUCCUCAUGAAAAGUUGCUCAAAGACCUCACUCGGAGUCAAUGGGAGCCUUACUUUCUACCAUUUUGCAAUCUGUUUGCUGGGCUAGGGGUAGAUAGGUUUAGGACACUGCUACUCAUGCACUUCAAGAGCUUCGUCGCUCAAAAAGCCCACGAGUACGGCUCUCAAUUCUGCGCUAUUCUUCCUCAGCUCUACCAAAGCGGUGCACUUGCCAGUGGUACUUUACAGCCUUCCGACCGCUGGCAAACAACCUUGACUGAGCCCUUCGACAAGCUCGUUGAACCAGGACACGGUGACUUGGAUCACGAGACUUUCUAUUGCAACGCUCUACUGGACACCAUAGAGACGCUACGCAUAGCUGACGAUAAGACGCAUGGGAUCUGGGAUGACUUGGCAAAGCUUCUAAAGAAUGCCGUCGAGAUCGACAAAGGAAACCCUCUGUACACUGUGGAUAGGUUCGCCACCGGAAGUGGUUUUCAGUUCCUCGUCAAGAAAUGCGACAAUAGCGACUUGUUGAUCAGUCUCUGGCCUACUCUAUGCGAAACUUCCGCUAUCUAUGGCCACUCCAUUUCCUAUUGGCACGCGCUACUGGAUUUGUUGAAACGGGAAAAGGCGAAGCUCGAUAUCACAGGAGCACACAUGGAGCCUCUCAAGCGAACUCUCAUGCGCUGCUUGGCGUCCCCAUCGCAUGAUCUCAGACUCACAGCUAUAUACGCGCUGCAGCUCGUUGCGGGGCAAGAGGAGGAGCUGCAGGACAUAUUGUCUGUUGCAAUGUUGAUCGAGCAAACACCACCAAACCUCGAAACACAACGAUCCAUCGCCAUGCGUGUUGGACAACUCGCGAAGCUGUAUCCGAAUGUAUGCUCCAACGAGUGGAUAGGUGAGGCCACCCCCACUUUCUGCAUGGGACUUCUGCAUGUACGCCUAGCUUCAGUAUGGGACGACAGUUGCGCGGCAUUGAAAGCCAUGUGUGACACAAAAGAGGGAGAAGGUUUUGUCACGCAAAUCGUGUUCGAGUGCUUGACUGCUGUCAACACCGAUGAGAGCGCAGACACCGGAGCGCAAGCCGCUUCCUCACAACGACCUUACGCUACCGAAUUCGAAUGUACCAACCUCAUGCAGCUACAAGAGCAUGUAGCCAACAUCCAAGCACAGUCCGAAAACAUAGAGGAGCAGCUGGAGGUCAUAUUCAAGGAGAGACAUGCCGAUGUGCCUUUCCACAACCCUUUCAGUAGGACCCAAGCCCUAAAGGUAUUGGGAUUUCUACCACAUAUCGCGGAAAAACGCUCGCGACUCCUGGUUCCAGUACUACUCAUGUGGGCUUUGGACCGCCCUACAACGGAUAAUGUCGGUUCAGAAGAGGAAGAGUCUGUCACAUCACAAGGUCGAUGGUCAAGGAAAGAUCAAAAGGCAAUGCUUUCGAUCUUUGCAAAGUUCAACAAUCCCAAGGUUCUCUAUCGAACGGAUGAGGUCCGCGAGGCCUUGCUUGUGUUGUUGAGCAAUGGAGACGUCGAGAUUCAAAAGGCAGCACUAAAGGCUUUGCUCACUUGGAAAGAUCCUACAAUCGCUACAUACCAGGAACAGCUACUAAACUUGCUCGAUGACGAGCGGUUCCGAGACGAGCUUCCCAUCUUUCUCAGCGAAGGAAAGCUUCACGAUUCUGACGUUGGGCAAGUACUGCCCCUCAUUCUGCGGCUAUUGUAUGGCAAGAUUAUAGCUGGGAAACGGGGUCUUGAGUCGAAGAGGAAGGCCGUCUUCGUCGGACUGAAAAACAGAUUUGGCGACGAUGCCAUACACCAGUUCUUGCAAAUCGCCUUCGGACGUUUGAGCCGUAUUUCGGUCUUGAAGGACUCUGCACUGGAUCAGGAAUUGCUGGAGAAAGAUCUAGUCGACGCACGCAAGCAGGUCGGAAUGCUGAACCUGUUGGAUGACUUACUCACCACCUUCGCAACUACCUUCGCUCCAUUCACCACAACCGUCGUGGACCCCAUCUUGUACUGCGCGAUCAAGGCCUCACGUGACCUCUCAACCUCAAGCGACCGCGAAGGCGACGAAACCCGAACGAUGCAAACGUCGCUGCUCAAGACUAUACGGCAGCGAGCUAUCCAAAUUCUGGGUAGGUUGUUUGAGAAUUGCCCGGAAUUUCAUUGGAAGCCAUACGUUGGGAUCCUCGUCCAAGAACUGGUUGAACCCAGGCUUGAACAGUUACCUAUUGAAACAGCCCAGUCCGCCUCCGCUCUUCUACGGCUCCUUGCAUCAUGGUCGAAAUCGUCUCUCACAGCUCCCUUCUUGGUCGAGUUCAACCCAGCGAUCUUGUCCAAGGUCAUUGAGUGUUUGGAAGUGCCGUCCGCUAAAGACGAGGUAAAAUGUUUCGUUCUAGACAACAUUAUACGAAGCAUAGUAUCUCUUGUUGUGGUAGAAGAUGAGACCCCGACAACAGAGUCCAAACUUCUCAAGAACCGCAUCCAUACGGAUAUUAUUCAGCCAUACUCGACUGCUAUCAUCCAUCAAGUCGGCCAAUUACUUCGGCAGAGCCCUGGAAAGGAGCUACUCGAAUCUGGAGUUCAGACGGUUGCAGACUUGGCUCCCCAUGUGGUGGGUGCUACAGAAUCGCGCAGCAUGAUCGAGAUUGCCACUUUCUUGUUACGCCAGCCUUCGAAACGUGUGAACCCACGCACAAAGCUGGGCUUGCUCAAAAUUCUCCACGAGUUCAUCCAGCGCUGUGAUGAUGAGAGCUUGAGCCAGCUGUUCGAAACAGUCUAUGAUGCUGUUUGCCCGAUGUACUCGUUUGUUCAGGAUCGGACAGCCAGAGAUUUACUCUCUGAUGUUCUCCAAGCUCUUGCAGACACCAACAGCGAACUCAUGGUCGUUGUCAGACUCUGCCGCGAUCUUAACUCCUUCGCCAAGGGGCGUCUCGAUGAGCCGGACUUUGAAAAGCGGUCGCAAGCAUUCAACAACAUCAACGAAGAGGGCUAUCGAUCCUACACUCUCAUGCAGUGGAAACCAUUGGUUUACAAUAUGCUCUAUCUCAUCAAAGACAACGAUGAGCUUAGCAUCAGAGUGAACGCAUCCUUUUCUUUGCGCCGCUUCAGCGAAGUCUCGUUGAGCGAUGAGUUCAAGACUUUUGUCUCGACAGCCGUCCUACCUGGAAUCCAGACAGGUAUGCGGGAGACAUCAGAGCUUGUGCGGGUCGAGUACCUUGCAGUUCUUGAACAUAUCGUCAAGACACACUCUGAGUGGGCCCCCAUAGCGGAUUUGCAUGUUCUUCUAUCAGAGGACGAUGAAGCGUCGUUCUUCGGCAAUAUUUUGCACAUUCAGGGCCAUCGCCGUCUGAGAGCGUUACGUCGUUUGGCUGCUCAUGCUACCCAUCUGCGAGGUACGAACGUCUAUCAGAUCUUGAUACCGCUUCUCGAACACUUCGUCUUCAACAAAGGCGAUGAUGAGGCCGCGGAUAGCCUUCUAGGAGAGACGAUCAAAACGCUCACAGCGUUGACCGAGCGCUUGGAGUGGCCACAAUUCCGUUCUUUGCUGAAACGGUACAUUGGCUAUCUGGCCACCAAAGAAGACCUCCAAAAGCCAAUCAUCAGGUUGAUUGCAGGCUCUAUGGAUGGAUUAAAUAGAGCGGGACGCGCCAAGGGUUAUAUCGCUGCCGUUCAAGCUGAGCAAGACAGUCACAGCACUUCAGAGCCUGUUGAAGCUUCAGAUGCUAUGGAUAUUGACGAGCCUCUAUCAACUUUGGCAAAGACCCUUCCACAACAGGAAAAGCUCAGCAACGAUCUCAUCAACAACUUCCUGCCGGACUUGACCAGCUUCUUACACAAGAAAGACGAAGCGACGGUCAGCCUACGAGUGCCUAUUGCGAUCGCGAUUGCCAAAGUCCUUCUCGUGCUCCCACCACUGGAGAUUGAAAACCGCCUACCUGGAGUCCUUCUUGACAUCUGCUACAUCCUGAAGAGCCGCGCUCAGGAAGCUCGCGACAUGUCAAGAAACACGUUGAGUGAGAUUGCUAUGCUCAUGGGGCCUGGCUACCUUGGGUUUAUUCUAAAGGCGUUGCGAACUGCUCUUCAACGAGGUUACCAACUCCACGUUCUCUCAUUCACGCUCCAUACUAUCCUGGUCAAGCUUUCCGAGCAGACGAAGCCAGGUGAUCUCGACUACUGUCUCGCAGAGGUUGUGGACGUCAUCAUGGACGACACUUUCGGCGCAACAGGCCAGGAGAAAGACGCAGAGGAAUACAUUUCCAAGAUGAAGGAAGUGAAGAGCAGCAAGAGUUUUGACUCCAUGGACAUCAUAGCAAGAUCGGCUACACCCGCGCACAUCAUCAAGCUUGUUCUUCCGAUCAGGUCGCUCUUGAUUGAAAAGCUCAACGCAAGGAUGGUUCAGAAGAUCGAUGAACUCCUGCGACGUAUCGGGUUGGGCGUCCUCCAGAACCCUACAGUCAACAACAGAGAUAUACUGGUCUUCUGCUACGAGCUCAUUCAGGAGGUCUACGCGGCGAAUACGUCUACCGAGAAGAAAGCGAAGAUCGAUCCCAAGAACAAGCGCUACCUGAUCAACAACAAGGGUGCGGCCAAGUCCGGAGCCAGACUGAGCACCUCCUCCUAUCUCUACAAGAUGAUCCGCUUUGGUAUGGAUAUCCUUCGAACCGUGAUGCGCAAGCAUGAAGAGCUCCAGACCCCACAGAACUUGGCUGGCUUCCUGCCGAUUAUCGGUGAUGCCAUGGUGCAAGGACAGGAAGAGGUUCAGGUCUCGGCUGUUCGUCUCCUCACAACCAUCAUUAAGGUUCCAAUGACCGAGUUGGACACCAACUGCCCCGUCUAUAUUGAUGAGGCGAUGCGCGCUAUCAAGGGCGCCAUGUCGUCCAACACCGAGCUCGCACAAGCAUCGCUGAAGUUGGUCUCGGCGGUUUUACGCGAGCGACCAAAUGUCCAAGUCAAGGAACGCGACAUUGGCAAUCUUCUCAAACGUAUGAUGCCUGACUUGGACGAACCGGACCGUUCCGGAGUCACGUUUGGGUUCCUCAAAGCUGUCAUGAACCGGAACUUUGAGGUGCCUGAGAUAUACGAGGCCAUGGACAAGGUUGCCGAGAUGAUGGUCACGAACCAGACAAGAUCUGCGCGUGACGUUGCUCGCACUCACUACUUUCAGUUCCUGACAUCUUACACACAAAGUGAGAAGCGCUUCAAGAAGCAGAUUGAAUUUCUUCUCAAGAACUUGCGAUACGAGCAUGUCGAGGGUAGACAAUCCGUCAUGGAAGCUCUGGAUCUCAUCAUCGGCAAGGCCCUACCCCGGUUCCCGGAGAAGGCACAGUACGAAUACCACGGGCUCAUGUUCCUGCCACUCAUCAAUACUGUAGCCAACGACGAUUCGGGCAAAUGCCGGGAGAUGGCCAGUCUGCUUGUCAAGAGGUUAUUCCAACAUGCCAGCGACAAGCGACUGCAAAGCUUCGCGGCUGAUCUCAAGAGUUGGCUGGAACAAGACGACAACGUAGGCCUGAAACGACUUGGCAUCCAGUGCUGGGGCUUCUACUUUGAGGCUAUGGAGGACGAUGAAGAGCCGAAAGAACUCUCAUAUGUCCUUAACCGAAUAGACGCGAUCAUUGACGAAUGCCUCAGUCGACGGGACGACGACGACUGGGAAUUGUUGUACUACUCCCUCAUCCUGUUGUCUAAAGUGUGCAAGAAGUACGCAGACACAAUGUUCUCUUCGAGCAAAGACAGCCUCUGGACUGCAGUCCAGGCUAGCACAACCUACCCGCACAUGUGGGUUAAGCUCAAAGCUGCAGAGUUGUUGGGCACGUACUUUUCUCAUCUCGGCAUAUCGAACAAGGACACCGGUCUCGAAGCUCUUCCAUUGGAAGGUUCUGGUGGCUUGCAGCUCGCGGAACAGAACAUGACGCAGCUAUGCAAUGCUUUCUUGCGGAACCUGCUCAACCCAGAGGUCUCGGAACAACUUUGUACGCAGAGUGUCAAGAACAUUGCCUUCCUCGCUCGCUGUCUAGCCGUCAACGGGGCAAAGUGGCACUGGCAAAAGACGGGUGACGACGACGAUGACGAAGAGGUGGAAGGUACCGUGGCAGCAACAGCCGACGCAGGCGAAGCCUCAGAUGCCGAACAAGAAGAAGACUUCGCCGGCUUCUCACCUCCCCCCCAACGCACCAAACCCCAAGCCCCCACCUCCGCCACCCCGCCAACAGCCAUCCACCGCCUAACCAUUCGCCUCUCCGGCAUCCUCCGCAAAGACAAAUCCACCAUGCCCGCCAAAACAUCCAUCCUAUCCCUCUUCGACACGCUCUCCGCAAAAUCCCCCCUCGACCCCUUCGCCUCCUCGCUUCCCCAUCUCCUCACCACGCUCUCCACGCUCGCUACCACAAACGCCACAGCACCCCGCUCAGACGCGCACAGGGCCCUUGGCGACAAAGCCACAGAAGUCAUGAAUACGCUGCAGAAACGACUGGGUACGCAGGAGUAUCUGAAGAUUAUGGCGGAGGUAACGAAGGGCUUGAGGGAGAGAAGGGAGGAGAGGCGGAGGAAGAGGAAGGUUGAGGCUGUUGUUGAUCCGGUUAAAUGGGGCAUGGAGAAGAGAAGACGGCAUGAUGUUAAGAGGGUUAAUCGGAAGGAGAAGGGGAGAGAAGAGAGGGGGAAGAGGAGGGGGUGGUAGAUGCAUGUGGUAUGCAUUUUGUGGCGUUCAAGGCGUUUGUGUGAGAGAAAAGUUCAAUUAGUAUGGUUGUUCAGCUGGGAGACGAAGUAUUCUCUAGACUUCGUAGUAUGUCGUAGUGUAAAUUGAUGAACUUAUGAUAUAAUUAUCCGCGACACACGAUAUUUAUCC
Molecule: messenger RNA, 8019 nt
Organism: Pyrenophora tritici-repentis Pt-1C-BFP
Lineage: Eukaryota; Fungi; Ascomycota; Dothideomycetes; Pleosporales; Pleosporaceae
Cellular component (GO): small-subunit processome; 90S preribosome; nucleolus
Source: RefSeq, a predicted model, not a curated record